This is a messenger RNA of Acanthaster planci (crown-of-thorns starfish), 3605 nucleotides long. Its product is annotated as GDNF family receptor alpha-1-like. Gene Ontology annotation, cellular component: external side of plasma membrane; signaling receptor complex. Gene Ontology annotation, molecular function: signaling receptor activity. NCBI's taxonomy places the organism in Eukaryota, Metazoa, Echinodermata, Asteroidea, Valvatida, Acanthasteridae. Gene Ontology annotation, biological process: nervous system development. The record is from RefSeq and is a predicted model, not a curated record.
UCAGCUGAGAUGUGCAAGGAGCUGUCUCCUCGAAUUGUCUCAAACCAUUUUGCCAAUCUACGUCUUCAGACCAUAAAUUAGCCUUAUUACAAGCAGUUGAGCACAGAGAGUGGGACACGGAAAUUAUGUGCUGGGAUUAAGUAUGCAAACCUCCCACUCACAGAGGUUAAGUGCAGGUGGAGGGCAAAACAUCUCGUAAGCUGGGGGAGAUGGGUGCUCUAUUCUGCCAGCUCCACGCGCCUACACACGUAAAAGGAUUCGUACAUGCCGUGAAUACCGAAGGAGGCAACACAGUGAAAUUGCGGAGGCAACGUGGCUGGGAUUAUCACUCUUUGGCGACAGUAACGUGUUACGCACUGGGUAGUUUAUCUCUCAUUCAUCAGAAGCAGAAAUCACGACCUUAGUCUUCUCAAAGCAGCCCGUUCUUUUGGGGAAAUAAGUGUCAUUGUAGGGGUUGCAGCCAACAGCGAUGAGCGUGGAUCCACGCUGCCUCUCCUUCAUUGGGUUCCUAUAAUCCGCACUGGUGUUGUCUUCUCGACAGACGGCCGUCGCAAGCAUGGGUGCCGUCGCCAUUGCAGGUCUGUACAUAGUGCUGUGUGCCCUGACACCAAGAGGCCUCACCUUGGACUGUAAAGAGGCUCAAGUGCAGUGUAACGAGGACCAUACAUGCGCAGUCAUAUUGAUGAUGGUCCCGGACCUAUGCGGAAAUUCAGCUUCAGAGACAACAUGUGACGCCCCAGACAGAGUGCAGUGUGAGGGAAUUCUUCAGAUCCUGCGACAGAGCCAGAACUUCAGAGGGUGUAGUUGCGACCCUGAUGAUGCCGUAAGUUUCCAGGAAUGCGAGGCUGUUUACUCCCAGCUCUACAAGAAACAGUGCUCAGAUUCCGGCCAGGCAGACGAGCAAGAGAUGCCGACUGAAACCAUGCAAGAUACCUCAGCUGUUUCUCCAUGGCAGUACCUGGACCAUGUCGAUAACAUUCAAGCUGAACCAAGCAGAGAAAGCACCUGCAUAGAAGCCCUGAAUACUUGCAAUUUUGACAUCACAUGCCGUCAGAGUCUCUACGAUUACCUGACUGAAUGUCGAGGCGACCCAGCGACGAACUCGUGCAGAAGAACUGCUUGCCGUCAGUCCAUACGCGCCUUCCUGGAUAGCGUGUCACCGCGUUAUACCCACCCCUUGCUUUACUGUUACUGCGACCGUCAUGACGCUGAGUGUGAUAUGGUGUGGCGAGGUUUGAACGCCGAAUGCGCGUACAAACUAACACCGCUCCCUAGUUGCUUGGAAGUUAAAGAACAGUGCGCUCGCUCUGCACUAUGUCGCACAAAUUUUGAAAACUACAAAUUCCAGUGUGCUAUCAGCGACACAACCGGGACAGGCUGCGCACAGAGCUACAGCGCAUGUCGGGAUGCUCGACUGGGAAUUCUGGGAACAAUCGUGGCAGCGAGUUGCACAUGUCGAAGCGUGGAGGGAACAGCGCUAGAAGAAUGCAAGGAACAACAACGCAUUGUUCUCGAUAACUCGUGUUUCACCAGAGCGAGCCAGGACUAUUACCCAUUGGUUAAGAACCAAGAUAGUGCUCAAACCACAACAGAAUCUCUAGCCAUUAUCAACAAGCGCGUCAAAUCAAAGGAAGGAUGUGCAGUGAAACUAUGGAAUGGUUACCCAGACGUGCAUGUCCCAAGGGGUCAAAACAUUCGGAUUGCGAAUGAUGACUUUGCAGUAUGCACCCAAAUCUGCCGUUGUAUUAGGACUGGAUAUCUAUCUCAGUGCUUCGACGUGCUGUGCAAUGUGACACACCCCUGUAACGAAGGCAGUCGGUCACCUCUAAACUAUCAGGCUGUACUUUCCAUUGCAGCUGUCAACUUACUUCAUGAAGGAUCCCAGGAAUGCAUAUGCACAGGUGGGGAACAGGUCUGCAUUGACAAGCAACGCAAUUUCAUUGACGUUGAUAAGCCUGCAAUGAUGAUUGGAUACAGUGUUAUGGAAUAUGAGGUCAUACGUCGUCAACUACACGUUUCGAUAACUUCCCAAAGCUUUGUAUCGAAACUACAAAGUGCACUAUCGGGAGUUUUCAUGCGCAACCCUUGUAAACUGGCAGCUGUCAAUAAAUACUCUGUCAAUGGUACCGAUUUCAAUGGAACCAUCGUCAUCAGCGCUCAUUCGGAGCACAGACAGAACUGGGAGUGCUUGAACCAGCUAAGUGACCUGGCUACCAUGAUUAAUACCAGAGCUCCACCCAUUUCUAGUGACGUCAUCCUUUCCUUGAUCAAGAUUGCUGGUAUUUUGGAAGUCGCCCCAGAGACACAACAGGGACAGCCUCAAACAUUUAGUUACAGUCGCUCUGCUGCAAGUCUUGUUCCGGCAUCGCACUUCUUAUAUCUGUGUUUACCCUUCUUCUUCCCAUUUCUCACAACCAUGUUGAAUUGACUGAAAGAGAAAACCAAUUCAGUGUCCAUGUUUUCGGGGACACGUAGCUAUGACUGAUGUAUGGUAACCAUCGAGAUCCGUACGCAGAUAACUAACACUACUUAUACUUUAUCUUCCUAAUAAUCAAACGUAAUCAACUAUCAUAAUGGAGUUCAAAUAAAAAGUUAAAGGGAAGACGAGUAUUAACAGGUGAAAAGUGUAAGGACCUACGUGAAUUAUGACAAAUAUCUUGCUGUGGUAACAAUGAUACGAUGAAGUUAUGCUGAAGUGUUUUAAUUUAGACAAGCCACUAAAGUGUAAUAUAUUAUUAUUCAACAAGUGCUUAGCGAGCGUGCGACGGUGGCUGUGAUACAUUUCUAUUGUUGGGUUUCUAGUGUUUUGGACGUUUUUCUGCUCCACUGAGAAUAUAUUUUCGAUAUUUCUUAAUUUCUACGAAAAGGGUAUUUGAAUAACAUGGAUUUAGAUUGAGUGGAUAAAUGUUUCAAAAGGUAAACCAGAAGAUGUAGUUAUUUUUUCCAUUAAAGAGAAACUGCUCGAUCACCUUCCUGAAGCGAUGGAAACUGUAAAGGUAGGUUUCUUUUUCAAAAAUGAAGCUUCAUAACUUAAUAUCCUAACUCCAACAGUAGCGGCAGAAGAGGUUAUGAUGCAAAAAUAGUUCUACAAGGCGAGCCUCUCGGGCUUUGACGCUAGAGAAUACAUUCUGAACAGUUACUUUGUAUCAAAACGUAUGAGGACCCUCGGUUCAAUGUAAAAUGUACCGGUACCAAAGGGAUUGUAGGAAAACGAGCGUAUACUGUGAUGUGUGUAUUUUCCCGUCAUUUAUUCGUAUUUUGUGCAUUCGAUGUUAACUAUCUAAAAAUAAAUACACCUCAAAGACGGCUGAUGUAUGCAACAGGUCUACAAAAAGAAAUGAUCAUAGCCUGGUCCCGUUAGAUCCUGAAAUUACGUGGCCUCGCAUAAUGUCAUUGAUUUUUGAGACGAGUGGGCAAAAUUUGAAAUUCUAUAUUAGAGCAAAGUUUGUAAUAUAUAAUCACAUGUGACGAUAUAAUAUCACGUGAGAUGGGAUAUAUAUUUGUAUUUGUAUUAUAUGCUAUUUUGUGUACGGCAUCGUAAAUAUAUCAACGAAAGUUAUGUGUGGAAGUUCGGAAUAAACAGGUUGCACUGGCUUUUUAAAUGU